Homarus americanus (American lobster) is the source of this 2997-nucleotide messenger RNA. RefSeq names its product sorting nexin-13-like. The record is from RefSeq and is a predicted model, not a curated record. Gene Ontology annotation, molecular function: phosphatidylinositol binding. Gene Ontology annotation, cellular component: early endosome. NCBI's taxonomy places the organism in Eukaryota, Metazoa, Arthropoda, Malacostraca, Decapoda, Nephropidae. The transcript is spliced from 8 exons. The coding region runs from base 180 to 1256 and encodes 358 amino acids.
AGUGUUUCCAGAGGAUCUUCUCGAGCACAGUCUCCUCAGCCAGGAGGAUCACUCCAUCCAUCUCCCAGUCACACUCUCCCCAGUUUGACAUCUAAGUCCUACACUUUACUGCUAAGAUUAUUGACACAGAAAUUGUUCGUGAAGGAAGCAAAUCACAUGCCAUCUACAUUGUGAGUGUAAUGCGCAGAGAUGUAUCGGGACAGGAAGAACUGUGGCAUGUGUUUAGACGCUAUUCUGAGUUUUACGACUUUCACUUAUCAGUUACAUCAAAGUUUAUGGACUUGUCAUCUGUAUCAUUUCCCAGUAAGAGAAUGCUGAAUAACUUGGCUGCUUGGUUUCUGGAGAAACGUAAAUCCGAACUGGAUGACUGGCUGCAAACAAUUAUGGCCCCAGCUAACCUUCAGUCUCAUCCAGGAUUGCAAGAAGCCAUCCAGCGUUUCCUUGAUCAAACCUCUUAUCUCUCCUCACAACCUCAAAAUCUUGCUAAAAAGGUUGAGGACAAUUUAGUUGCCCCUCUCAGGCUAGGGGUACACAGCAUGAGCAAGGCUGUACGAUCAAUGCCAGACACCGUACUCAACACUGUAGAUGGCAUGGUUGAUGGUAUUUAUAGACGUUUUGUGAAACCAGCACAUCCCAGACUUGUUUCCAAUGCUGAUUAUGCACAUAGAGGAUCUUUUGAUAUAGAGGGUGAUGAAAACAUUCCUUUACGCAUUCUUUUACUUCUGAUGGAUGAAGUAUUUGACCUGAGAAGCAAAGACCAGUGGUUUAGAAGACGCAUCAUGCUCUUUUUACGGCAGAUUUUGAAAGCAAUGUUUGGUGACAUUGUGAACAGAAGAAUUGUUGACUAUGUUGCAUUUAUUACUGCACCAGAGCAAGUGGCAGAUUAUAUUAAAACUUUCAAGGAAUCUUUUUGGCCUAAUGGUACUCUAGCUACUCCUUCAACUGAGAGAGACAGCAAUAUCAAGAUGAGAACCAGAGUUGCUGCCAGAACUUGUAUGUUAGCAAGUAUAUCAGAUGAACUGAAGGCAAUAUUAGGGAGCCAAACAACAGCCCGGGGUGUCCUUGGUGUAUAUGAUACCGUGCAGUGGACCUCCCUUAACAAGAGGCUUGUGUAUGUUCUCCUUGAGGGCAUUAUUGAAUCUGUUCUCUCUAAUCAAAAACAGAUACCUCCUCUGCUAAGAUCUUUACAUACAGGAUCUGCACGAAUUGCUGCUAGAAAUGUUCCCCACACAAGAAAAAACAGAACUGAACGGUGAUAUAACUACCAGAAAAGACAUGAUAGAAAGUCAUCAUUUUCUCAAUUAUAGGUUGUAGAAAUAAAAAAAAUAAUAAAAAUACCUGUAAUUUCACUCAUUAGAUUGAAAUAUAAUUUGAAAUAUGAAUUUCUACAGUGCAUUUUGUGUCUAUAUUUAAGAAUUUCAGUACAGAUAGAUGUGAGUUUUGUCAAACUCAGUUACUGUAUUUGUUAUUGUAUAUAUUUGAUCAGAAAUAUUAUUUUAUAUUUAUGAAUAUGCUUGACAAGAUCUGAGACAGAAGUUUUGUCCAAGAUGUGUCUGACAAUCCUUCAUUUCUAUCCUUUGUCAAGUGAUAUUUCAAAGUGAUAAGGAAACAUUCCACUUUUCACUCAUAUUUUGAAAGCAAAUAAAAACAAAUUAGUGACGUACAAAGUGUUCUAAAGUAUGAUAUUUGGUUAGCUUACAUUAUUAAUGUUACAGCUGUAAGCAGUGACGUUCAAUAAAUGAAUUUUUACAUCCCAUCAGUGUUGACAGGCAAAUGGAGCUUAUUUACUACAGGUAUUUGGACCAGAUAUCAGUAUAAACAUGCAGUAUUGUAAUGGAUAAUUUAUUUUAUGUUAAUUUCUUCUUUUCUAUCUGUAUAUAUAAUCUUUGUUCCCUCCCCCUUCACUUUUGUGUGGAGUGGAUCAAGGGUAGAUAAACUUCAAAGAAAUAGGGAAGUAUAAGGGAAGAAUGGUGAAAGACAAGUGUAGAAAACAGCUGGAUAGGGCUUUGGAAACAAAUAUAAAUACUCAUAUCUUCAACUUUCAUAUUCAGUUUUGUGUGACUGCAUCAAGAUUUCACUUAAGCAAACCUGAAGCUACUUUGUGGUCUAUGCACAUCAGUUGUCUCUACAGUAUAGCUUGUUUUUUAUAUUGAUAUCUAAAAUACAGUGAAACCUUUAUUAAUGGACUAUAUGGAGAGAAAAUUCUGUAACAUCAAGGGUCCAUUUGAUGUGAAACUCCCUCUAACAGAUUAUGUGGAGAGAUAAGUCCGUUAUAUGGAGGUUUUACUGUAAGCACUGCCUACCUAUACGACGUGUCAUUUUUUGGAUUGGAUGAUGUGAUAGUGUGCCCAGUGGAAGCAAAUUUCAGUAAAUCUAGAACUUUUUCAUUGUCUAUAAGUUUUCUUAUUGAAGUUUUGCAAAAAUGAUUUUGUUAAUGUAUCAUCAUCAUGCCAGAUAAUGUAGCUAUCAAAUGAAUGAAUAAAAAUGUACUUUUAUUUCAUAAUGCCCCCUGUAAUAUUACAGUAAUCGUUUAAAUAAAAUUCAGAACUGAAGCUGGCAAGAGGGAUUUGCAUGAAAAGUCAUGCAGUGGCAUUUACGUUAGGAAUUUUCUGGACUAUCACGUAAUCAACAAGAUGACAGAUACAGUAGCACUGUACUUUCAGUAUAUCGAAAUUAUAAUUACAGGUACGAGUAUGUAAAUUGGGUUGAUACACUGUAGCUUACUAAAAGUACAUCAUCCAAAAAGUAGCAUAUGUUUUUACCAAUUUUACCUGAUUUAUCUUAAUUAGCAGUUAGAUUUGUUAUAAAAAUAAGGAAAGAUAAGCAUUGAUUGGUAUCCAUUACAUUCAGUGGGACAAUUUGUCUUAGGAGAGUUUAGAUGCCUAAUGCUGCUACAAGAGAAAUUUUCAAGAUUUUUCAAUUCUGACAAAAACUUCAACUAAUAAUUUUUAAAUUCAUAAAAUGUAUUGUAUAAUCAUAAUAAAGAAAGAAAAUUUU